CUCUCUCGAGUCUGCACUGCCACCGCCCCACGAGGCGGGUGAUCCCAAACCCGUGCUGGUUUGUAGGCUAAAAAGAAGUUCAUUGUAAGGUCCACGCUCUUAACGACCUGGCUGCAUUGACUCUGCAUAAUACGGAUGGCAACCCCUUUCUAACAAGAUCAAUGGGACUUCACGAAUUACCUUGAUGUGACAGGCCUUGAGUUAUCAGUGUCGGAAAAUAAUGAGUAUGAAGACUAAAAAUUGAUCUUGCUAUGAGCGGAAUUUGUAAAAACACCGAUCUUAUUCUCGCUGGUCGACUGUACGGUAACAGCUAGCGCCACGCUUCACAUCCGCUCAACUUGAAAAGUGGGUGCGUGAAUUGACAAAUGCCUUUCACAAUACACGCCCCCGUACCACAAAUCGGCUGCGUCCUUGCUUUAUGGCUAAACCCACCUUUAACUACAUGCCAUGCUUGCGCUGCUACUACUGUGAAUUUCUCGUUAUGAGUACUCCAGCUAUGGAGACAGGCAACCAGCGGCAGAUUCGACUCGCCCGCGUGAUAGCGAGCUACCAGGCAGCCGCGGCGGAUGAGGACGCUGCUCCAUCAUCGGCCGGUGCAACGGACGGCCGGCCCCGCAAGCCUAAGGCUGGAUUCACAGCCGACGUGUGGGACCACGGGGCUCUGGACGAAGACGACGAGGAUGAUGAACCGCAGUGUUGCCUGGGCCCAGACGAGGCCACCCUCCGCUACUGCCCGAUGAACGAAUCCUUGCUGCCCUUCAAACUCCUGUACGUCUUCCUUCGAGGAGGAGUGGCCUGCAUCAUGCCAUAUCUGUCGGUGUUUCUGAGCCUGCUGUCUCUGCCACCGUCCACGGUGGGUAUUUUGCUUGGACUCCCCUGCCUGGUCAUGGCCUUUGUCAACCCAGUCUUUGGGUUCGUGGCGGACAAGUUCCAGUGCCGUAAGGCGGUUCUUCUGCUUUGCCUGUCGUUGUGGUUCGCCUUCAUCGUCUCAGUGACCUUCCUUCGUCCACUGAAGCCAGCGGCGUGCAAGGAAGUUGUGGAUAACCUGUGGGAGGUGUCUCGGACGUUCCCGAAGGACUCGAAGGAAUACCAACACCUCUUGUGCAUGGUGAAUAGAUCCCUUGAUGAGUACAGGAUGGAGGGUAGGCCUGGCGGCCAGACUGAGGAAGAGCACUGGAAACCGGUUCUCAGCUUACUGCAGCUACCAGAUCCAUUCUCCACCGGUCUGGUCGGUACUUGUGCAUCGACGGCUGCGAGAGACCACAAGGACCCGAUCAGCGCGCUCACCGAAAACAUCGAGCAGUUCGGGGCCCUCUUCAUACCGCACGUCAUGGCGCCCCCGAACGGUACAAGCGCCGGCAUUGGCUGGCUGUUCGAGAGGGCUAGUCUCCUGCAGUCGUUCGUCAAGGUGUUCGUGCUGAUGAGCCUGGGCGAGGUGAUGCAGGGCCCCACCAUGGCUCUGACCGACACAGCUACACUGAAUGAACUGGGUGAGCAGCAGUGGAAUCGCUACGGCUGGCAGAGAUCAUUUGGUUCGGCCGGCUUUGCUAUCUACUCCAUUGCCGUGGCGUCUUUCCUUGGUCUCAUGCGAUUUCCACAAAUGAUCUGUGGACUCGAAAUCGAGAUAAUCGAUUACUGUAUUGGUACCGUGAUGUUUGGAGGCACAGUCGCGUGUGCAUUCGGCCUUCUCUUUGCCUGCUGCUUUAGAUUCAAGUAUUACACAAACGCAGAGUACAAGUUUAGCAAUGUGCUGCCGGCCCUGUGCUCGGGUUACUACGGCUCCAUCAUGGUGACGGCCCUGGUGUUAGCCGUUUGCAACGGCUGUGUGGCCGGGUACCUCUCAUGGCAUCUCCGGAGCCUCGGUGCGACCGAGAUUACACUGAGCCUGGUGCUAGCCGUCCGGGCCGGGUCGGAGCUCCUUCUCGCCUUCCAUACACCCCGUCUGAUCGGCUGCUCCGGCCACGUCGAGCUGCUUUUCGCCGGCCUGCUGGUCUACUGUCUCCGUUUCCUCUGCUACGCCUUGGUGACCAACCCGUGGAUGGUGCUGCCCGUGGAGGUGUUGCACGGGAUGUCAAUAGCACUGACAUGGAACAUCCUGGUGUCUUUACUUUGCCGCGCCGUGCCCUUCGAAUGCAUGGCCACGCUGCAGGGCUUCCUGAGCGGAAUCUACUUCGGUCUCGGUCACGGCAUCGGGGCCAUCGCCGGCGGGUUCAUGGUCACAUCCUACGGGGUCCUGUGGACAUUCUACAGCUUCUCGUUCGGCGUGUUUUGCUACGCCAUCGGUUUCUUCCUUGCUGUCAAGGCCUUCAGACCACCCAGGAAAGCUGUGACCAGCUACCAGAUGCUGUCGUCCAAGGACCCUCUCUGGUGAUCGUACGGUUGCUGCUCGGACACGACCCGGUCUUCACCUUAUUAUUCUCUUACUCCUUCUUCGCGCCCAUGAAGCCCAACCGCCUAUUCUCAUUCGCAGGCCCUAUUCAAAUGAAAUUCUUAUUUGAAAAUGUCGCUGCCAUCGGCGCUUGCACAUAGAAAUAAAUUUAUUUUGAAACUCAUUUAGUCUCUUUUUUGGACGAGUUCAUUGGGCUUUAAAUUGCUAAGUACUUAAUAUUUUAACUAUCUUGCGCCGACACUUUAGUUUUCAGAUUUGUGUUAUUUUUCAGUUGCCAUUUGCCAAUGUGGGCGAUUCACAAGAGCGCGCCUCCAAGAGUUUG
This is a messenger RNA of Acanthaster planci (crown-of-thorns starfish), 2711 nucleotides long. RefSeq names its product major facilitator superfamily domain-containing protein 6-like. Lineage: Eukaryota; Metazoa; Echinodermata; Asteroidea; Valvatida; Acanthasteridae. Gene Ontology annotation, molecular function: transmembrane transporter activity. Gene Ontology annotation, cellular component: plasma membrane. The record is from RefSeq and is a predicted model, not a curated record.